UGAGCUAGAGAGUGAAAGUGCCCAUACUUACCAAGAGGAAGACGCUUUAUCCUUGACUUCAAUCAGGAGUUUAGCGACAUAGAUGGCGAAUUCAAACAAGCAGUUGACGUCGUUUUUCAUAGAGGACAUUUUAUCCUUAAAAGAGGAUAAAAAAGAUGAAGACAGAACAGACACACGAACAGACUCCGCAGACAUCUCGGUAUGUCUGAACUCUGAGGAUAAAACAUCGUCUUCGUCAGAGAUGACGGCUGGCGUGAAGAAGAAACGCUCGCGGGCCGCGUUCACGCACCUGCAGGUGUUGGAGCUCGAGAAGAAGUUCAGUCGUCAGCGAUACCUGAGCGCGCCGGAGCGCGCACAACUCGCGAGCGCGCUGCACCUCACAGAGACCCAGGUGAAAAUCUGGUUCCAGAACAGGAGAUAUAAGACCAAACGGAGGCAGUUAACGACCGAGCACGACAAGGAAUACUUUCAGAAACCAGACGCGACCGCUAUGGCUGCUACUACAGAAGAGGACUUUUUCAGAGCGUCACUUUUAGCGACAGUCUAUAAUAAAUCCUUUCCGUACCGGCCGUACGUGUUUGACUUGCACGGACUGAGAGCAUGGAGACCAGCACUGUGAUGAUGACAGGGAUGUUAACCUGGACUUUGGGAAUGUUCUCAGAUUAUUGUUAAUAAUAUUCUUUAUUAUGGUGUUUUUUUAAAUAUUGUACAGCUUUGUAU
Molecule: messenger RNA, 720 nt
Organism: Pimephales promelas (fathead minnow)
Lineage: Eukaryota; Metazoa; Chordata; Actinopteri; Cypriniformes; Leuciscidae
Gene: nkx3-1
Product: NK3 homeobox 1
Biological process (GO): regulation of transcription by RNA polymerase II; cell differentiation
Cellular component (GO): nucleus
Molecular function (GO): RNA polymerase II cis-regulatory region sequence-specific DNA binding; DNA-binding transcription factor activity, RNA polymerase II-specific
Source: RefSeq, a predicted model, not a curated record